This is a messenger RNA of Monascus purpureus, 348 nucleotides long. NCBI's taxonomy places the organism in Eukaryota, Fungi, Ascomycota, Eurotiomycetes, Eurotiales, Aspergillaceae. The record is from the annotation of a GenBank genome assembly.
AUGCCUGAAAUCAAGAAUACCUACUUGUCCAACGGACAGAUCCUCCAGAGUCCCCCGCUCUCGGUUCGCAUCACUCGCUUCUUCGAGAAUGUCUACUUCUUUCUAGGCCUUUACUUUGUGUCGCUGUUCUCGCUCGAUCCAUAUACUGCGGCCCAGAACUCGCAAUUUAAUAUCACCCGUCCGGUAAAUAAACACAACACUCGACCGCGAUGGGGAGGCAGUGCUGGUUCUUCCGGCUACGGAGGCGGAGGCGGUGGUCCAGGAGGUAGCGGGCCUCGUGGGCCUGGACCUAGGAGGAUUGGAAGGGUAGAUGAUAUCCGGGCGCCAGAGUGUGGGAGUUGUCGUUGA